This is a messenger RNA of Penicillium malachiteum, 1761 nucleotides long. RefSeq lists its product as uncharacterized. The record is from RefSeq and is a predicted model, not a curated record. NCBI's taxonomy places the organism in Eukaryota, Fungi, Ascomycota, Eurotiomycetes, Eurotiales, Aspergillaceae. The coding region runs from base 1 to 1761 and encodes 586 amino acids. Gene Ontology annotation, molecular function: DNA binding; protein binding. The transcript is spliced from 4 exons.
AUGGUUUUGUCUCUGAAUUGCCUCCCAGAAGAGAUCCUUCAUGCGAUUCUAUGUGUCUCACACCCUCGCUCCACUGCUACAUUGGAGCAGACAAGCCGCCGGUUCAAGAAUGUGACGAACGAGCCGCUUUUAUGGCGCUAUUACUGCAAAGUCUACUAUAAGUCGUGGGAUAAAAAACAUGCAAUCUCUCAGAAACUCUCGGAGCCUGCCUCAUCGACCGACUGGAAGCAACUCUUCAUUUCGAGAUUCCACGUCGAUCACUCUGUCGCCCGACUCUUGGAUAGUAUCCUUGCGAGUCAAACUGGACGCAUUGAAAAAUUUCGGGCUGUUAUUAAUUUUGGGUUCGAUGCUAAGGAUACUUUGGUUCGUCACAGCAGAGUGGAAUCGGGGGAGGAUCACCUGGCCAGAAGGUCUUUGUUAUUUGAAAGAUAUUACGCUCGAGCGCUUUUGACCUGCCUUCAUCGAAGCAUUGCAGUCCCCGAAUGGGCUAAACUCAGACGGGGAGAGCCCGUGCCACUUGAACGGGCAUUGGCUGCUUUCGACCUGUUCAUUCCAGAGACCAGUUUUGGGGACCUGGAUGAGGUCCGGGACAUAUUGGAUGACAUUGUUGCUCGGUUUAUGACAUCUCAUCCUGAUAUCGACGAUCUUACCGCCCGAGAAAAGGCCCUCCUCCUCGCAUCCUGGCUACAUGAGAAUCAUAUCACCGGGAUGGAGGCGGAGCGUCAGUAUCAUUCCCUGGAACAUAAUUUCCUAGGGUUAGCGUUGACAAGCCCGGGCCAUAACUCUUUGCCACUGGUCUCAGCUGUGAUCUAUUGCUACGCUGCCCAAAAGUUGGGCAUGGAUGCUCGCCCUUGUGGGUUCCCAUUUCAUGUUCAUGUUAUUAUUACCCCUUCAUUGGGACUUGACAUGAACGGGAAUGCCCUGCCCGGUGGAGAGCCUGGUGCUCCAAUGUAUCUGGAUCCAUUUUGGGGCGGACAAGAGACUCCUGUGUCGGAUCUUCGAGAUCGCUUGGUCUUUCUUGGUGCUACGGAUACUGAGCAAUCGGAUUUCUUGGGCGAAUCAUCGCCUUCUCAAAUUGUUUUACGCUGCAGCAAAAAUAUUUUGAAUUCCAUCAAUUCUCUAUCUCAGGCAACCGAGAGUCAUACGUCUUCAGUGGAUCUGGUCAGUGCUAAGUAUGCCGCGUUAUGGUCAUCAAUGCUCCUUUCAGGAGACUCGCGGCCUAUGGACCUGCGACACAAAUUACCCUGGCUUAUGGAGCUGUUUGCCACCGACUUCCCAUCCGAUAUCUUUCUGAUAGAAAAACAUAUUGUGCCCCUAUUUGAGGGACUCUUCGAACAUGAACAUAUUUUAGAAAGCCUCCAUGUGAUGCGAGCAGUGGACGGGAUUCCGAAGCCAGUUCACCGACGAUCUGGCGAGAGCAACAGCAUUCGAUACAAAGUGGGCCAGGUUUUCCAACACCGCCGAUACCACUACCGAGCCAUCAUCACUGGGUGGGAUUCCGAGUGUGAGGCCGAAGAGCCGUGGAUGCGACGGAUGGGAAUUGAUCGAUUGCAAGCAGGCCGUCAUCAGAGCUUCUACCAUGUUUUGGUUGAGGAUCGGAGUGUGCGAUAUGUAGCGGAGGAGAAUAUAGAUCUGAUUCUCCCACAGAUGGCAGAGCUCCCGCAGAGCCUCACCAUGAUUGCAGGCAAACAUUUCAAACGAUGGGACGAGGAUACCCGUUCUUUUGUCAGUAAUUUACGUGAUGAGUAUCCUGAUGAUUAA